UUGCAAUCCUUAUCAAGUACAAGUAGUGUAUAUAUAUAUGUUGGGUUUAGUAACUGUAGAUUCUAAUCGAGAGACAUGAGAUCUCCCAAACAUAUGAGAACAAGCCCUAACAUCUUCUCUUCCGCCGAUCUUCCACUUCCCACUCUUCCUUUUGAUGUGAUUUCAGAAAUACUAGCUAGGUUACCGGUGAAGUCCCUUCUCCAAUUCCGGUGCGUCUCCAAAUCAUGGAAGUCGCUCAUCUCCGAUCCAAAAUUUGCUAAAAAGCACCUUAAUCUGUCAACCACGCGCCGCCUCCUCUGUGUAAGCUACGACAAUCCCUCCUACAGUUUUAUUUUAAAUUCUUACUCCCUCCAAUCCGUUUUCACAGAUACAAACUAUAACCUCACUCGAUUCAAGUUUCCCGUCGAUGUUAUUUCUGAACGCUACUCCCAUCACCUUGUUGGCUCUUGUGACGGAAUUCUUUGUGUUGCCAAUUAUCGUAUUUCCCCGGAUUUUAAACCUUUAGUUAUACUGUGGAAUCCUUCUAUUAGAAAAUAUAAGGAAUUGCCCCAAUUUGAAAACCCAGCCGAGCUUUAUCGGCUUUGGCUUCGUAUGACAUAUGGCUUCGGCUAUGAUCAUGUUUCUCAUGAUUACAAACUGCUUGUUCUUUACAACUCCGACAUUGAACAUGCAACUAGAGCAAAGCUUUAUACUUUGAAGGCUGAUUCUUGGAGAACCAUUCAACCGUUCCCUUCUGAUUUUGGUACUCUCCUUACUUAUCCACGUGGAAGAUAUGUAAGCGGUACAGUUAACUGGAUGACCUGUCAACGCUCGAUUGUUUCUUUUGAUUUAGUCAACGAGUCUUAUCGAAAGAUUUUGCCUCCUCGACAACAAAGAAAACCUAGAUAUUUGGGUUUGAGUGUGUUGAGGGAUUGGUUGUGCAUAACUUAUGAUCACGAUGUUUGGGUCAUGAAGGAAUAUGGAAUUCUAGAUUCUUGGACUAAAUUGUUCAAUGUUACUCACUUGCUAAAUCCUCUAUCUAAUUCUUUUCGCUUGACAAAUCUAUUAUAUAUCUUUCAAGACGAUCAAGUGCUGCUCGUGUUUGAACAUUUUUUGGGUAGGGUGUCGUUGAUUGUUUACAAUUUCAAGAAUGAUACUUCUAAAGUUAGUUCAAUGUUGAAAGACAUCUCAGAAGUGUAUGUUGAGAGUUUGAUAUCACCUUGGUCUUAAUACUAGAAUUAUUUUUGAAGACGAUCAAGAUCAAAUGCUGCUGUUGCUGUUUCAGGAGACUUCAAGAAAGAAGUUGAGUGUUGAAAGUUUGUUACUUUAUUUUUAUUAUUCUUUAUUUUUAAGAGAAAUUGGUGAUUCUUUUUCCAUAUUUGGAUUUUAGUUUCUUUAUUAUGGUGACUUAAUACAAUUUUUAAACAUUUUAUUGUGAUAUUUUGUUUCGAAUUGACUUCUCUAGUAAUACAUUUUAUAUAGAAACUUUGGUUUACCUUGAUUUUUUUUUCUUUACAACUACUGCUAUUGCAAUUUCUGCUGUUGUCAUUCUUAACAUCAUAUUUACUUGACAGAAACACCAAGAAACUCUAAUAUAGUGUUAUGCAAAUGAAUUAAUGUGCAUGUGAUAAAAAGGAAUACAAAUGCAUAAAUCAUGCAAUAGACUUAGGUUAUUAUGUCUCCUGCGGUUAACUUUUUUGAGAUGAUAAUAUUUGGGCUAAACCUUUGUAUCAGGUUUGGUUUGGUUGAAGUUGUUCAUGCUGGCGCGGCUUUGCAUUGCUAGCCAUCUCCCUCCAAUACUGGCAUGAACUGAAUCUCGCCAGUAAAUUCACUGCAAAAGCUAUAUCGGAUCUUGUAUUGUUAGCAAGGUACAUGAGUGCUCUAAUUGCACUAAGUUAUGGCACUUCUGAGCCAAGAUCUUCUUCAUUACUUUCCUUAGGCCUAAAGGGAUCUUUUUCAAUAUUAUGUGUUCUACCCAUCAUGGGACUAGUCAAAGGAUUUGUCUUGUCCAUGUUGAACAUUUUAAUAUCCUUUAUGUAUAGUUUGAUUGAUGUACCAAUAUACCAUCUUUAGUAUACUCAAUCUGUAAACCAAGGCAGAAUCUGGUUUUCCCAGAUCUUUCAUUUCAAAUUCUUUCUUUAAAUAAUUUCUCGCUUCUUUGAUUUCUUUAUUAGUCCCAGUGAUAUUUUAAUCAUCAACAUAAACAACAAUUUUAUUACAAAUCCAGAUAUUGUUUUUCUUAUAAAAAAAACAAGGACAAAUAGGAUUAUUCUCAUAGUCUUCUUUAAGUAAAUAUUCACUUAGUCUAGUGUACCACAUGCGCCCUGAUUGUUUUAACCUAUACUAUGAUCUCUGCAACUUAAUUGCAUACAUUUC
Vicia villosa (hairy vetch) is the source of this 2355-nucleotide messenger RNA. RefSeq names its product F-box/kelch-repeat protein At3g23880-like. The record is from RefSeq and is a predicted model, not a curated record. The coding region runs from base 76 to 1209 and encodes 377 amino acids. Gene Ontology annotation, molecular function: protein binding. The transcript has 2 exons. Lineage: Eukaryota; Viridiplantae; Streptophyta; Magnoliopsida; Fabales; Fabaceae.